Amborella trichopoda is the source of this 2482-nucleotide messenger RNA. Its product is annotated as putative protein phosphatase 2C 53. The record is from RefSeq and is a predicted model, not a curated record. Gene Ontology annotation, molecular function: cation binding; protein serine/threonine phosphatase activity. Gene Ontology annotation, biological process: protein dephosphorylation. Lineage: Eukaryota; Viridiplantae; Streptophyta; Magnoliopsida; Amborellales; Amborellaceae.
AGAGAGAGAGAGGACUCAGUCAUUAAACACGUUUUUCUCUCUCUAAUCGCAUGGAGUUGUUACUGGUUAGUGAUAUCUAUAAGCGAAAUCUAGAGAGAUAAUCUUCUAGAGAGAGGCGAGCAGGCUUAUCUGGGGUGCCUAAAAUAGAGCAGAAGUAGAGAGAGAAAAUUAGGGUUGAGUCGAGAAGAAACAGCAGGCAGGAUAGAGAGAGAGAAAUUAGCCAGAGAAAGAGAGAUUUGAAAGAGAAAUGUGGAGAGAGAAAGCGAUUGCAGUGUAAUUUUGGGAAAGAAAUGUGGACUGAUUCGCCGUGUUGAAACUAAGAGCGCCACGCAAUAACCCCACGCACUUCGACUCUUCUCCGUCGCUUCAUCUUACCCCUUCUCCAUACCCUUUAUAAGCAAAAUCGUGAACCCCACUUCCUCUCAAGAAAAAAACAUGUCUUGUGCUGUAGUUUCAGGUUCACCAGUCUUCAAGACCGGUUCUCCAUUGGAAACCCUAACCCUAAACAUUCACCAUCACCUUCAGCCUGGUUAUCCAGGCUCCCCUUUACGAUGUGGGGUUGGUUUCAGAGAGGAGAGCCAAGGUGGAAGCCCUUCUCUGCGACAGAAGAGCAAUGGAAUCCGGGUUUGGGAGGAAGAAGGGUUGGGGUUUUGUGGUGGGGAAGAAGGGGUUAAGGGGGUUUUGAAGAGGAAGAGGCCUGCGAGGCUUAAGAUCCCCUCUACUUCUCCUUGUACUUCUCGUCGUUUUGAGCCGAUUGAGCAGGGACCUGAGGAGGUUCAUGCAGAAAGCGACCGAUUUUCUGUGUUUUGCAAGAGAGGGAGGAGAGCAGUGAUGGAGGAUUGUUAUGCUGCAAACCUUGACCUUUAUAGCGAUUCGAAACAGGCUUUCUUGGGUGUUUUUGAUGGCCACGGAGGAAAAAGAGCAGCAGAGUUUGCUGCAGAAAACAUGGGGAAGAACAUAAUGGAGCACGUGACCAAGUGUGAUGGUGUAGAAGGAAUCGGUGAUGCUGUUAAGAAUGGAUACUUAGUCACUGAUUCAGAAUUCUCGAGAGAGAAAGCUCGAGGUGGCGCUUGCUGUGUAACAGCAUUACUCCGAGAAGGCAAUUUGGUGGUCUCAAAUGCUGGCGAUUGUCGUGCUGUAAUGAGCAGAGGUGGAACUGCUGAAGCCCUCACCUCUGAUCAUAGGCCGUCAAGAGAAGACGAGAAAGAAAGAAUUGAAAGCUUGGGUGGGUAUGUUGAUCUCUGCCGUGGAGUGUGGAGGUUACAGGGAUGCCUAGCUGUGUCACGAGGGAUUGGAGAUCAGCAUUUGAAACAAUGGGUCUCUGCAGAACCAGAGACAGAGAUCCUAAGGAUAACCCCUGAAUGCGAAUUCUUGAUCUUAGGUUCAGAUGGGCUGUGGGAUAAGGUCGGUAACCAGGAGGCGAUAGACUUAGCUCGACCCCUUUGUGCGACUACUGAUAAGCCAUCUCCACUAUCAGCCUGUAAAAAGCUUGUGGAUUUAUCUUUAAGCAGAGGAUCAGUGGAUGAUAUCAGUGUGAUGAUAAUCCAGUUGGGCCUAUUUUUAUGAAUGAUUUGAUUCUUUGGAGUCAUUUUGAUUCUAAAAACACUCAGUUCCUAAUUAGAAAGCGGACAUGGGUGUAAGCAUGGAUCAGAUUGAAGGCCACAGAGCAAGAGAGAAUAGUAGUGGACAGCACAGAUUAGGGAAACAACCUAGUAGAAAGAACAGAAAAGGCAAGGGAAGGGGAGUUCGAAGAAAAAAGCAGCUUCGUUUAUAUGGCUGCAAAAACUGGGGAGUUUACUAUUCCCUCAUAGUUCAUGUCUAAACCAUUACUUCGUGACCAAGAUCAACUUUUGACAUAGCUCAAAAACACUACAGAAGUAUUAUCAGUUUAUUCAAUUUAUUUGGAAAGAUCGGAAAUAAAGUUCUUUUCAGCACAUUGGAUGGGAGGAGUGGAUCCUCCAGCAUGUGUUCUGGCAUUGUUCUUUUCUCAUGCAAUCUUUAGUUCUGGCAUGGAUCAGAUUGAAGGCCACAAAGCAAGAGAGAAUAGUAGUGGACAGCACAGAUUAGGGAAGAAACCGAGUAGAAAGAACAGAAAAGGCAAGCACAGAUUAGGGAAGAAACCGAGUAGAAAGAACAGAAAAGGCAAGGGAAGGGGAGUUUGAAGAAAAAAGCAGCUUCUUUUAUAUGGCUGCAAAAACCGGGGAGUUUAGUAUUCCCUCAUAGUUCAUGUCUAACCAUUAAUUCGUGACCAAGAUCAACUUUUGACAUAGCUCAAAAACGCUAUAGAAGUUUAUUUGGAAAGAUCAGAAAUAAAGUUCUUUUCAGCACAUUGGAUGGGAGGAGUGGAUGCUCCAGCAUGUGUUCUGGCAUUGUUCUUUUCUCAUGCAAUCUUUAGUUGUUUCAGUUUGGACUGCCUGUUGGGCUAUAUAUACUUCAUUAUGCAAUUGUGUCAUUUAAUAAGAAGUUUCAAUUUUGACGUGCA